Messenger RNA from Moneuplotes crassus, 1196 nucleotides. The record is from the annotation of a GenBank genome assembly. NCBI's taxonomy places the organism in Eukaryota, Ciliophora, Spirotrichea, Euplotida, Euplotidae.
CGCAAUGUCUGUCUAUAAUGGCUUUGGUACCAGAGGUCAAGAGACCAAGUACAAUAAGUACCUCUACAACCUCUGAUUUCUCGUUCAACAUUCUAUGACAGAGAUGCUGAGUGAGGAAGCUAAGUUUGAUGAGUACAGAUUCAAAUAAAUACUUUGUCAAAAUCAUAACACGGAUGAGAGAGCUUGAAAGAGCCAAGUACUUGCCUCCUAAGUUUUCUUAUGCCUUUGAGAAUCUCUGUGAGCAUUAUAAUAUCGAGUUGCCUGAGUAUACCCAGACCAACUCCAAUCAGAGGCUGAUAAAGACUAGUUAUAACAAGAGACUUAAGAAAAGUAGUUCGAAGGGUUCGAGUAGUGCUAGCUCUACGACAGGGAGUAUGCUCGGCUAUUUCCGUAAAAAUCGACCUAAGUAUAAUAAGUCUAUCUAUUCCAGUGAGUCAAGCAUGAGCGUAAAUUCUCGGACUGGAAGAAUCCCAAAACAUAAGACUUCAAGAAAGAAUCUUAGAAGCGGAAAAGGUGUCAGAAUUCGAUUGACAAAGAAGAAAAACAAGAGAAUUCAUACAAAAUCAGUCCAAGGCCACUCAAUGUCCAGUGUCAACUCAUCCAUUAAUAGCCCUGGAGGGGUUAUUAAUGAGCGAAGCGACUCUGAAAGUGAAGGGAUGGCUAAGACUGAAUAUCAAAAGUUCGAAACUGCUUCUAAAGCUCCUAAACGCCCACUUAGAAGUUCAGCAAAAGAAGUAUCAAAAUCGUCGAAUCAUUACUCGAUCCCUAAUAAAACUGCCUACAACUCAGCGUUUCCGAAUCUCAAGACUGAAAAAGUAUCCAACAGACUAGUGAAGCGGAAGAACAAGGAUCCUUCCGAAAUUGGGUACCUAAAUUUCCCGACAAGAUCGACCCACAAGAUUAGUCAGAUGAGCAAUGAAGCCUUAAUGAAGAAAAACAUGGAGAAACUAAAGAACGAGAUGCUCCAAAAAUCAGCAGCUGUGGGAGGUGCCCUCACCCAAUUCAAGAAGAGGAAGCAGAGAAGAAUGAUCAAGCAGAUGAUGAACGAAGAGAAUAAUGGGUAUGGAAUAGAAUCUUAUGAUCCAAAAGAAACCAUGAAGCAGAUCCAAGAGAGAAAGCACUCUUUACGAGCACAAUAUCAUAGUGCUGGUGGCAGGAAAAUCGAUUUUUAUUAAUAUAUGGGGUAUUUAAAUCAA